Scomber scombrus (Atlantic mackerel) is the source of this 1759-nucleotide messenger RNA. Its product is annotated as coiled-coil domain-containing glutamate-rich protein 1. Bases 439 to 1095 code for a protein of 218 amino acids. The record is from RefSeq and is a predicted model, not a curated record. The transcript has a single exon. Lineage: Eukaryota; Metazoa; Chordata; Actinopteri; Scombriformes; Scombridae.
CAGACCUGAGUGUGACACAGAGGCUGGUUCAAAACUGAGAAAUAAUACUGCUUUAAAUCUUCUAGAAGGCACUUAAAAACCCUCCAGCAGCUCAAUUUAGAUCAAUUAUCAGAGCUGCAAGGAGCUGAUUUGAGUUUUAGAGAGGUGAAGAAUAGAAAUUAGAGACACAGAGGAGGGCGUGACAGACAGCCGAGCAGGCAAGCUGCUGCUGCCAGGGGAGGAAGAGCAGGCUAUGCACCAGCCAAAGCCAGAGGUCAAGAAAAAAAUCUCAAGAAUAGUGAAAAGGUAGACUCAGAGCGAGAGAGAGGUCAUUUGUGAUCUGAGUCUGAAAAUAGAGACUAGCCUCUCUUUGUUGUUGUGUGGGCAACCGUGCGGGGAGGAGGAUGUGAAGGAGAGCAGCAGGGAGGAAAGGGAGGCGACUGCAAGAAAGACAAGAAAAUGCUCUCAGAGAUGAUAUGCACGAAGAGCUGCCAGCAGCAGCCUGAGCAGGCAGGCGAAGUGGCACCGCAGAAGGACGCUGCCAGCCGCAGGAAGCGAGGAUGGUCCAAGAGCUGCAGGGGGCGCCUGCAGGGGCGGAGGACAGGAGGGGGAGGGUGGCCCAAAGGGCGCAACCAUCAUCAACACCCUCAACGUCAUCAUCCUCGUAAUCAUCUCCGACACCUUCAGAGGCCGGUGAUGUCCCUCCGUCCCAUCAACGUUAAGGGGAACAGGGCGAGGGGGAUGCGAGCACCCAAAAACACCAACCAGUUUCUGAUGCAUGAGAAGUACCAGAUGCAGCACAUGAGGUCAGACUCAGUGGGCAGUGACAGUGGCAGCUGCUCAGACAGUGACAUGGAGCUCACUGACAUGGACUCAUACCUGGGCGUCCUGGAGAAUGCCAGAGGAGCCCUCCUGGACAGUCCUAACCCACAUGGCUCAACAACGCCACCCAGGCCAGUACUGGUACUGCAUGAAAACCAUCUGCAUCUACAGGAGGACAGUUUACGUCUGCAGGAGGACAGCAUGCAGUAUUUCCCUUCAGAAGCCGAUCUGAUGCAGAGUCAAAAUUUCAUGCAGAGGGACUUUGUUGAGUUCUGUGACAUCCUGACGCCCUGAUGGGGGACUUUCAGGGAACUGACAGUCAAACCUCAGACUGAACGGGGGUCAGGUUUGUUCUGAACAUCUCCAUCUUAUCAAGUCAUUCAGCCUUCAGAUUUUAAAAAUCUGCCUUGCAGGGUGAGAUCAUUUCACCACUUUCCAGCAGUAUUGAGUUUUUUAAAAAAGAUAACUUUUUUAAAUUCAAAUGUCAUUUUGUGUGAUCUGCCUUAUUCAGUCUUUUUUCAAGAGUCUGUGACUCUUCUGUUUAGGGAACAAUAAGUCGAACCGCACUGAGAAAAAAGUGAAAUACUUGAUGGUAUUUUUCUACAUUUAAGAAGAAAAAUUUAAACUGCAAGAAUGUAAGAUUAAAUGACAUCAUUAUGGCAGAUGUUAUGGUUUUUUUUACAGGUCAUGUCUGGUCUUGUUAAGUGUGUCAGGGUGCUAUAAUGUGCUGCUUUCCUGUUGUUAUUGUUGCACACAAAGGGAGAUGGGCUGGGUGGUGGGAGUGAGCUCAAACAGCCAAUCGGCAUCGAGCUGGCUGGAUUAGGCUGCAGAUGGUUGAUUGGCUGAUGCAGAAAUAACAUUUUUAUGUACAGAAUAAAAAGAAAAAUGGAAAUAAAUGUCUGAUUGGUGUAAUAUGGACUGACUGGUUGUUUUUAUGGAUAUAAAUAAGUACUUUGAA